Molecule: messenger RNA, 2662 nt
Organism: Pocillopora meandrina
Lineage: Eukaryota; Metazoa; Cnidaria; Anthozoa; Scleractinia; Pocilloporidae
Source: the annotation of a GenBank genome assembly
AUGAUUUCACAUCAUUUUUCUAUGCAAGUAAGUGCUUCAUUCUAUGGUGCUUUUUCGUCAAAAACAUUUUGGGGCUAUGUUGUCGCUUUCUUUCAUAUACUUCCGUUUUAAUUUCCAAGACUAUGCUAGUUUCUCUUCUUAGGACCAGUGUAUCAAAGUGUGAUCAAGUGAUAAAUAGAAAUGAAACUCAACGAUGUAAUGAAUUGUUCUGAUGAAAAGACCGCGACUUCAAUUUAUUUUGUUUCUUACAAAUAUACCGAUAGAAAAAUUAUUUGCUGGCACAAUUAUCGUCAGCCGACGUUGGGCGCGAAAAGAGAGAAUUUCCAUGAUGCUGAAAAAUAUGAAACAGAUAAUGUCAAGUAGGAAGCUCAAGCAGGUGCCUAGGGGGAAUAAUAGAGCGAGGGUGGAAUGAUAUGAUAACAAAAGUUGUUUUUUAAAGAGUAGCUGUUCUGUUAUAGCAAGGAAGUUGCUUUCAAACCAAAAUAUAGGUGAUUAAAACACCGUUAACUAAACUUGACAAGUUUCCUCUCAACUGAGAGUUUCUCCCUGCCAAUGUAGAUGGCCUUGAAAUUUUGUCUUUGUCCAAUACCUGAUAUGCCAGCUCUUCAUCAAGAAUGCAUUUGAAGACAUAGGUAUUAAAAAGUGAUUUGCAAAUGAAAAAUGGAUUGAAAAAGUCAUUUGAUAGGGACAUGUAAAUUAUCUUUGCGAUCAAUGUGAUUGACAGGGAGCUCUAGUAGAAAUAAAUGGAUGUCACAAGAGUAACCCAUCGAGAAACUUGACUUUGCAGAUGCCUUUUUUAACCUCUGGAGACUGGUGUUUUAUGAUAAAAUGUUUUGCUACUUCUACAGACACCUUGUUCUUCCUCUCCCUGCCAAAAUGGAGGUACGUGUUUAGCAAACUACAAAGAAGACACCUAUCACUGCCUCUGUGGAGACGGCUUUAUUGGAACAUAUUGUGAAAAGGGUAAGCAUUUUUUUUUUCUUGCAAACUCUGGGACGCAAUGGUGGUGGUGACAAGUGAGACGAAUUUCAAGUAAAAAAAAUAGACAAUAUGCAAUAAUGAUGAAAGAUGGGAUAUUCUGGAACUAAGCAAUAGUCUGUGUAUAAAAAUCCUUUCCUUAAACAGAACCUUUUCGAUAAAAAUCUCCAUUGUCAUUUUAUUCACGUUAGUUUAGCCAGGCAGAAAGUUUACUUAUUUUUCAAUAGAAAAAAAUAUUGACAAAUCUGUGAACAUAAAUCCCUGUAUAACACCACAGUUUAUGUGAUAAAAUAAUUAUAAGGUUUCAUUUAUUGUAAGCACGAUAAAAUUAUAUUGGUGGUAACGAUAAUCACAAUGAUUAUGAUAAUAACAAAAGAAUAAUAUACAGAGGGAUGAUGAUUAUAACAUUAAGUGCCACAAAAAAUUUAAAUAAAAGUAGCUUUAAGGUGUUAUAAAGGAAGACGUAAGACCAAGCGACAUCAAACUGUUACAAAUCCAAAAAGCGCUGCUGCCAAGUACAGUGCACAGACUGAGAAGAAUUAUUGCCAUGGAGUUUAGAAAAUCCUUCCAGCGUCAGAAAACCAAAUCGACUCCAGACACAGUUUUUGCUCUGAAUUCUGUAAAAGUUAUUUAGGUAGCUUAGAUGUGUAACGAUGUGGCUUUUUUUAAUAAAUGUAAUUCAAGAAAGUAAUUCAAACAAAGUCAAACUUUUUUUCUCCUUCCAGGUGCGGUUUCAUGUAAGGAAUUGCAUGACGCCAACAUGUGAGUUUUUGAGGAAAGCUGCGAACCAAUAUUCAACUAUGCGAUAAAGAACACUUUAAUUUUUAGAGAAUUUUUUAUUGCUCUGUAAUGGACUGUGGGAGGCGUAGUGGCCUUAUGACGAGUUAUAAUGGCCGAGGGUCCUUGUGGUUACAAGGGUCGAGGGUCCGAUAUGGCCGUGUCAAUGUCCUUGUCGAUGGUAAUAGUCGACUAGUAUCUCAUAGUCGCCUCAUGCUAUAAAAACCGGGAUAAGCUCCGGCUGGAUGAGCCAGUUGAGUCGAGUAUAUACCUCUGUACCGACCUGACGAUCUAUCUUUGAAAGACUUUUUAUGAAAUUUUCGUGCUGUUCAAAUUCAUCACUUUGUGCCUCUUUCAACAGGUUAAACAGGAGUCAAGUGGUUAUUCUUCGCUUUAACUCAGAACCCGUUUACGUUCUUUGUCAAAUGGGAGAUUUUGGAUGUGGAGCAGGACCAUGGACGCCAAUUAUGAAGACUGAUGGCAACCAGGUUAGACAUGAAGUGUGUAAUCAAUAUGUCUCUGUUUAGUCAAUUUCUGAAGCAUAUAUUAGGUGUGAAUUUGUUUGCUUGCCACUUACGUCAAUAAAGGUGUUUAAAUUUCGCGAAUCUUGGCCAUAACUAAGUGAAAAAAAAACUUGCAGACGUUAAUUCACUGCUAAUUAAGAUCUACAAAAAUGUUACGUGAUUUGAUUUGUGACAAAACCUCUUACGGUAAGCUCUUGGACGUUCGUUGAAUUCAAAAGUUUCUAACGCAAGCUGGAUGGCACAAACUGUGAAAAUAGGGAAAGUGAGGCCAUGUCCCAAAAAAAGGAGGUAUCUGAACUAUCAUCAUGCCUCGAAUGUUGAGACCGGUUCUUCUUCCUUUUUAGAAUACCUUCCAUUUUGACUCUGUUUACUGGAAUAAUUGA